AUGGCGCCGCCCCGCCCAAGCGCCGCCCCGUCCAAGCGCAGAGCCGCCCCUCCAAACCCGACGGCCGACGACGAGUUCAAUCUGGAUCUGCUCCGCGCGGCCAGCGAGGGCGACCUCCGCCUCUUAAAGAUGCUGGUGUGGGCGCUGGACGAGAGCACAAGGGAUCCCAGGGAGGUGGUGGGAGCGGCCAAGCACAAAGGCGUCGGGGCGCUGCACAUCGCCGCCAGAAAUGGGAGGCUACCCGUGUGCAGGUACCUGGUGGAGGAGCUAGGGGUGGAUGUGGACGCCGUCGAUAACGAAGAUCUAACACCUCCGUUCUGGGCAAUGCAUGGUGGAAGGAUGGAUACUAUGAGUUAUCUUCUUGAUCAUGGGGCCAAUCCACACAAAGUUGAUGACCAAGGGUUCAACCCACUUCAUCGUGCUGCUCGAAGAGGAGACCCUGAAAUGGUGGAACUCUUGCUUGCAAAAGGAGUUUCUGUUGACCCAGUAUCUGCUAGCGGGACACCAUUGCAUAUCGCUGCCUACAAUGGGCAUGAUGAAGCUAUGAAAAUUUUGUUGAAACACGACGCGGAUUGUAACAAGAUAGUACCUGGUGCUGAAACCCCUCUUCUUGUUGCAAUAGCGGGUUCCUCAGUGAAAUGUGUCAAGCUCCUGGUCGAGGCUGGUGCAGAUGUCAAUGACGGUCUUAUAACCCCUUUAGUUGCUGCUGCUACAAAAAAAGGCUCAACUGCAUGCUUGAAAUACUUACUGGAAGCUGGUGCCAACCCUAAUGUUCCUGACAAUUUUGGUAGGAUGCCAAUAGAAAUUGCUGCACUGGAUGGUUCAAGGGAAGACAUUGAGAUCUUAUUUCCUGUGACUUAUUGUAUUCCAACUGUGCAUGAUUGGAGCAUCGACGGAAUAAUACACCAUGCAAAGUCAGCGUCUAUGAAGCAGGGUGAUCAUUCAAAUGUAAGAAGAAUGGCAGAGUUGAAGUCACUUGCGGUUAAUUCUCUCAAGAGAAACGAUUAUUUUUCUGCGGCAACACUGUACAGUGUGGCAAUGAAGCAUGACCGUCAUGACGCUACCUUGUUAUCGAACAGAAGCCUUUGCUUUCUCCGCAUGGGCGACGGGCACAAGGCUUUGCGGGAUGCUCUUGCGUGCAGUGAAAUGCGGCCUGGCUGGCCAAAGGGCUGGUAUCGGCUGGGGGCAGCGCUCAUGUUAUUGAAGGAUUACGAGAGUGCAUGCAAUGCUUUUCUGGAGGCAGCCAAGUUGGACCCGUGGAGUCCUGACAUUGAGGCUGUGUUGCGGGAGGCUAUGAAUUCCUUGAAGACAUCCCGUGGCGCAACAAUGGCUACUUGA
Molecule: messenger RNA, 1338 nt
Organism: Triticum turgidum subsp. durum (durum wheat)
Lineage: Eukaryota; Viridiplantae; Streptophyta; Magnoliopsida; Poales; Poaceae
Source: the annotation of a GenBank genome assembly